Neodiprion fabricii is the source of this 2014-nucleotide messenger RNA. Its product is annotated as major royal jelly protein 2-like. NCBI's taxonomy places the organism in Eukaryota, Metazoa, Arthropoda, Insecta, Hymenoptera, Diprionidae. The transcript is spliced from 5 exons. The record is from RefSeq and is a predicted model, not a curated record. Gene Ontology annotation, cellular component: extracellular region. Bases 169 to 1377 code for a protein of 402 amino acids.
AAAAAGUACCGCAUUUUAUGCCAGCUAUAGUGGCAGGCGUCAUUUCUACCACAUUGUCAGUGUGGCGACGUGGAGUAUACCAUUCCGAGGAAGGCAAAAACUUUCCUAAAACUACUGUACUUCAGUAAUUCAAUUGACUAUUUACGUUUGAGAUAUUUUCCUCUGAGGAUGCAUCGCUUCGUACUUAUUCUAACCAUCGCAAAUUGCGCGCUCGCUGCAGAACUGAACGUGAUUUAUGAAUGGAAAUACGUCGACUACGUCUGGAACAGCGAAGAAGAUCGACAGUCGGCAAUUGCCGAAGGGAGAUACAACGAGACGCAGGUCAUCACGAUCGACGUUCAGAAGGCUUCAGAUGGACGUGUCUUUGUGACUACGCCAGCGCUCUUUACUGCCGGAACUCCGGCCACCCUUUCGACAAUAUCUUCGAGCCAAGGUCCAGGUGGUCCGCUGUUGCAGCCCUAUCCAGAUUGGUCCUGGCACAUGCCUGGGAACUGCAACGGCAUCACAAGUGUGUGGAGAGUGGCUGUUGACGAAUGCGAUAGACUCUGGGUGCUUGACAGCGGAAAAAUUGGCAGUGCAGACCAGGUGUGUCCAGCUCAAAUUUUGGUAUUUGAUUUAAUAACCGACACACUGCAGCAACGAAUUACCAUUCCAAACGACAUCUCGCACAGUCCCGCGAACGAGUCUCUGGGACUACUAAUUACGCCUGUAGUUGAGACGGAGGGCUUCGACUGCCAGCGGACAUGGGUUUACAUAGCUGACGUUCAGGGUGGAGGUCUCAUAAUAUGGGACGGAUGGCAGUUUUUGCGCCUUGACGACGAAGCGUUCAAAGCGGACCCAACGGCCACGACGUUCUCCAUCGCUGGGGAUAAUUUCACUCUUGCGGACGGGAUGUUCGGACUCGCGUUAUCACCCUGGCAUCCGCUGCAACCUCGCAGUUUAUUUUUCAGGCCGUUGGCCUCGCUCAGAGAAUACUCCUAUGCUGUUCACGAUCUGCAUAGGCUGAUGUUUGGAUUCGGCUCCGUUAAUUACAUCACUUCCAACUAUGAAUUUCCCAGUCAGGUUACCGCACAAGCAUUUUCACGGGAAGGUAUCCUGUUCUUUGGACUAACGAGAGAAAUAGCAAUAGCAUGCUGGAACAUGAAUCACCCGAUGGACGACGAGCACGUGGUGAUCGUGGCGCAAAACAACGACACCUUGCAGUUCGCUAGUGGAGUCAAGGUUUCGAAACGCGGAUAUGAUGAUUUCGAAGAAGAACUUUGGGUUUCGACAAACCGCUUACAAAAAAUAUAUACUGGCACUCUAAACGUUGAUGAAAUCAACUUCAGAAUUCUCAUCGCUAUGGUCGAAGACCUCGUCCAGGAUUCUAAAUGUUAAUCAUUGCAAUUUUUUAAAUAAGCCUGGUUGAAAUUGUAUUCGUGGACUUUAAACGGCAUUCAGCCGUUUCAGCUUGUAUAGCCAAGUCUACGUUUGUGUGUUCAACCAAUUGUCAGUAGCAAUUGAAAUUUGCAUUCAAAGUUAAAUCCGUAAAAAAUUCCCAUUUUUGCUUUCUGUGCCAUGCUUUCAACGCUCUUAAUUGCUGCUCUGUCACCCCCAGGAGAAAAUUUUAUGGCUGACAGUUACAGUAGAGACGCAAGUAAAAGAAUCAAAGAAUUGAGUAGAAAAAGACAAACAGGUUCCGUAUAAUAGUCAAGAUACCAAAAAAAGUCGACAACUAUGUUUUCUUCACUCUGAAAUUCACUCAAGUAUAUUUAAUGCCCCUAAAUACUAGAUGAAUCGAUUGAUAUAUCAUUUAUUGUUAUAUUUUACACAUCUGCAAGGUUCUAAAUAUUAUUUGGUAUUUCGCUUCAACCGAUUGUUAUAUUUUUAUGACAAACUCUCACACGCAUAUUUCAUUGUAAUCUUCUUUUCCGCCUUCGGGCAAUUCUGCUAUUUUAAUUUUUUCUUUUCAAUGACUCGCUUUUGGUACCUAUGUAUAAACAUUUUUGUAGAAUAAACAAUAUGCCCCAAAACA